AGUAUUUUAGGUAUUGGCACUCACUUGCCUAGUUCAUAUCCAAAACUUCAGCUCAUUUCUUAUCCGGGCCACACCACAACCUCCUCUUUUUCUCUUUAGGGGUGAGAGAUAUCCGGAAGGAAUAAGCUUCCUAGCUAUGGCAAACUCAGAGGCUGGAACAAAUAGUGAUGUUGCACAGGAAUUAGAAAGCGAGUAUCAAGUGUUUCUAAGUUUCAGAGGACCUGACACUCGAAAUGAAUUCACCGACUUCCUCUAUCAUGGCUUGGAAGAUGUUGGGGUCCGUGUAUUCAGGGAUGAAGAUGAACUCCGCGUCGGCGAAUUGAUUGGUGAAAACAUUCUACGUGCUAUUGACAACUCCAUAAUCUACAUACCCAUCUUCUCUCCGACUUAUGCUUCCAGUAAAUGGUGCCUUCGUGAGCUUGUGCACAUAAGACAGAAUUUGUCCCAAUCAGAGGGUCAAAAAUGCAUCCUUCCCAUUUUUUUUCAUGUGGAACCUGAUGAUGUCAAGCUUAAGACUCAAAGGUACAUUGAAGACUUUUCGAGGCAUGAGAAGGAGUCUCCCAAGGAAGUCGAGGCAUGGAGAGAGGCUCUUGCGAAGGUUGACGAAAUUAAGGGAUGGAAGGUGAAAAAGGAUCAAAGCCAAGCAACUAUUGUCAAGUUGGUUGUUGAAAAGGUUUUGGAGGAGCUGAGGAUAAAACAAAAAUCAGUACCUAAACAUUUAGUUGGACAUGAUGAUCGGGUAAAAGACUUGAUAGAAUUAUUAGAUGUCAAACAAUUUGAUGUGCGGCUCAUUGAAAUUUAUGGAAUGGGUGGUACAGGUAAAACAACUAUUGCCAAGGUUGUCUUCAAUAAAUUAUGUUCCCAUUUUGGAAAGUGUUGUAGCUUCCUUGAGAACAUUCGAGAAAGGUCAAUCAAGGAGGGCAUCGUCCAUUUGCAAAAGAAAUUACUAUCCGACAUUGGUGGUUCUAGAUCUAUAGAAAAAAUUGAAGAUAGUGAAGAAGGAAUGAGGAGGAUUGGAGCGACACUUAGCAAUAAGAAGGUCCUUGUGGUUCUAGAUGAUGUUGAUGAGAAAGUGCCCAUUAAGAAUCUAAUAGGAAAUUCCAAAUUACAUCGAGGAUCUAGGAUAAUCAUUACAUCAAGAGAAAAAGAUAUUUUGCAAGAUAGGGGAUUUGAAGGUGAUAUUCAACACUAUGAGAUGCUAAAGAUGGAUGAUGUUCUUGCACUUCAGCUUUUUUGUCGGCAUGCCUUUGAUAGAGACAUUCCUUUGGAUCAUUAUAGUGACCUUUCAAGUAAAAUUGUCUCCCUUAUGGAAGGGCUUCCUUUGUCUAUCGAAGUCGUGGGUUCGUUACUUAAGGGGAAAGACAAAAAAUUUUGGAAUGAAAUGUUGGUCAGGUUAAGUGAAGAACCUGAGAAAAAGAUUCUUGAUAAGUUGAGGAUUAGCUAUGAUGACCUAGAAUAUGAGCAUAAACAAAUUUUUCUUGAUAUAGCAUGCUUCCUUUUCAAUGAGAAGAAGACGAUGCAACUUACAUAUGGGCGAACUGUAAAUUUUAUCCCACAAGAGGAAUUGAAGUUCUUAUCAAGAAGUGCUUGA
This is a messenger RNA of Eucalyptus grandis, 1591 nucleotides long. Its product is annotated as disease resistance protein RUN1-like. The record is from RefSeq and is a predicted model, not a curated record. Gene Ontology annotation, molecular function: ADP binding. The transcript is spliced from 2 exons. Bases 137 to 1591 code for a protein of 484 amino acids. Gene Ontology annotation, biological process: signal transduction; defense response. NCBI's taxonomy places the organism in Eukaryota, Viridiplantae, Streptophyta, Magnoliopsida, Myrtales, Myrtaceae.